Darwinula stevensoni is the source of this 919-nucleotide messenger RNA. The record is from the annotation of a GenBank genome assembly. Lineage: Eukaryota; Metazoa; Arthropoda; Ostracoda; Podocopida; Darwinulidae.
AGGUUUGUGCCUUGAUGGUCAGAUCUUCUGAUUUAUCCACUGGACCUAAGGAAUCAUAAUAGGCCUACUGGCACCACAUGCUGCCACACCUGCUUCUUUCAUCAGAAUGGCUUCUUGGACAUUUUCCAACAUCGUAAAGGAUGAUUCUCUGACAGUGAUUGUAGGCAUUUCUCUUGCCUCUGCUAUUGCCUUUUCCACAUAUUAUCUCUCCUUUGUUGCCAAGGUGCCUAAUAUUCACUGUGGGAACAAGAAACUUAAGAGUUUGCUUUUAUCCCGUGUCCCCUGCCUGUCAAGAAGGUAUUGGGUGACACCAUGGUGCAUAGAGCCUCGUCUACAUACCAUCCUCUCUAUGCCUGUAUUCCACACAAAGGAACCCAUCAGUUAUGAAAGGGAGAUCCUGGUCUUACAUGAUGGGGGAGAGGUGGCACUGGACUGGAAGCACAAAUGCCUUACCCAUUCCAAAGGGGACCCUAUCCUGAUCCUUUUACCUGGCCUCACUGGUGAUAGUCAGACAUUCUAUGUAAGGAAACUUGUACAGGCCGUCAGUGAGGCAGGCUGGUGCUGUGUUGUCUUUCAGAACAGGGGACUCGCUGGAGUUCGGCUCAAGACGCCACGCACCUACUGUGCUGCUAACUUUGAGGACUUCAAGGAGGUUCUGGAUCAUGUGGUAAAGAAGCAUCCAGAAUCCCCUUUGGCUGCCCUUGGCGUUUCCCUUGGAGGCCUCAUCCUGGGUAACUACUUGUGUGUGGCAGGGGAGAAUACACCCCUCACCACUGCAGUAAUCAUCUCUGCACCAUGGGAUGUCUUCAUCAGCUCUGAAAGCCUUCAGAAGCCUUGGAUGAACCGUGCUCUCAACCAGCAUCUGGCAAAAGCACUAUGCAACAUGUAUCUAAGGUCCUGUUCAUCAUAUGAUCCUUGA